Mytilinidion resinicola is the source of this 885-nucleotide messenger RNA. RefSeq lists its product as uncharacterized. The transcript has 4 exons. Bases 1 to 885 code for a protein of 294 amino acids. Lineage: Eukaryota; Fungi; Ascomycota; Dothideomycetes; Mytilinidiales; Mytilinidiaceae. The record is from RefSeq and is a predicted model, not a curated record.
AUGUGCUUAAGUUGCGCCGCGGAGGAUAUUUUAUUAAUUUUCUGCCGCCCUGCUGCCUUUAAGGAAGUUCUUAAUAAGGGCGGUUUUAGCAGGACAGGGCCAGGCAGUUUUAGGACCGGUGUUGGACUUAAUAAACCAGACUUCUUUACUAGUUAUUGCUGGGCGCAAAGGCAGGUUAGCAAGGCGGGUGGAGCGACGGGUGCCUUUAACGCUAAUGCGGCAGCAUUUGCACUAGCGGGCGGGAUAAGUGUGGCGGUUGUGGGGCGAGGGAUGCACCGCGACAGCCAGGUAGUGUUUAAUAAUACUGCUAGAGUAAUAAACGGGAGGAAAGCAACGGGAGUAGUAGUCUAUUUUAAUACCCUUAUUGUCCACAUCCGACCAAGGACGGUACAUAAGAAGCGCCUUAAGACGACGGAUGUAGGCCAGGAAGGCAUUAAACAACUGACUGUCCUGCUGAAAAGCAGAGUGGAAUUUGUACGCUGUCUCAAAGCGACGCACGACGGGGUCGCGAAUGAUAUUCUGUAUGAUGUCCUUCACUUCAGCCCAGAGCAUCUCUCCACCAGACUCCGAUCUGAUUUUGUGACGCUCUGCGAGCUCAGCGCUUGCUCCUUCCUGCCCAUCCAGCGCCCAGCGGGAGCGCCGGUGGCAGUUGAUAGCCUGUUGGACCUCGAACAUGCCCUCAAUUGUCGAUACCCAAGAGAUAAACUUCUGCUGGGUCGUGUUGCCGAUGGAGGGGGCCUCUUUUUUGAAGAGGUUAUUAAGGCGGAUCUCGUCGAGCUUCCUUUCUUCGAUAAGGACGCGAGCAGCCUGCGCUUCGGCUCCGGUGAGGGGGCGAGCCGCAGUGGAAUUAGGAAGGAUUCGAAUGUAAGAGGAAAGGCACGGUAG